CAGCGUUUCAGGUGUUUGCCAAGUACUUGGUUGCUUUAAUUCAAUGGAUGAAAUUUAUUUGGGUGAACGCUACGGCUAUCGUUUAUAUGCUGAAGAUGGUUUCAAUUAUAUUACAGGUGGUGGUGGCAUUGCAUUCUCAUUGCCAGUGGUUAAACUUAUUUUGCAGCAUUGUUCGUGUCCUUCAGCUACGGCGCCUGAUGAUAUGAUUUUGGGCUCUUGUUUGCAUUCACUUCAAUUGAAAGCUUUACACUCGUCAAGGUUUCAUCAGGCUCGCCCUAAUGACUAUCCCUUGGAGUUACUGCAGCAAGAGCCGCCAGUUUCGUUUCACAAAUUUUGGCAACUUGAUCCAAUUGAAGUCUACAGUGAAUGGUUUGCCGCUGAGGAACAUCAACUGUUAGCUAAGGAAAAUCAUGUACAUGAAAAUCUUAUUGAUUUGGAUUAUAGUUCCAAGAAUCGUAAACUGUUAGCCAAAACGGAACACUUGAAUUUAAAUGAGAUUCCUGUUUCCUUGGAAUCUUCAUUUUAUCAUUCCAAGGAACACCAUGUUGAUCUUUAAUCAAGUGUUUUUUUGUUAUCUAUGUAAAUAAAUAAGAAGUAAUAUAUUUUUCUAAAUAUA
Molecule: messenger RNA, 616 nt
Organism: Lucilia sericata (common green bottle fly)
Lineage: Eukaryota; Metazoa; Arthropoda; Insecta; Diptera; Calliphoridae
Product: beta-1,3-glucosyltransferase-like
Exons: 2
Coding region: 44-556 (170 amino acids)
Cellular component (GO): membrane
Molecular function (GO): glycosyltransferase activity
Source: RefSeq, a predicted model, not a curated record